Messenger RNA from Haemonchus placei, 1782 nucleotides. The record is from the annotation of a GenBank genome assembly. NCBI's taxonomy places the organism in Eukaryota, Metazoa, Nematoda, Chromadorea, Rhabditida, Trichostrongylidae.
AUGAGUUCCGAGGUCCCUGAUGCUAUUCACAAGAAACUCAUGCAGGAAGAAGAAUGGCUGAAGAAUUUCAAAGCCAGCACAGCUAAAAGUAAACAACUUCGGGAAUCUAUCGAGGCGAUUACGGAUCGAUUUCAAGCAAGACUUGUUUCACUUCAAGAAAAUGUUCUACCAAUGCACGAGGUCAAUGGAAGGCUACAGGUUAAACAGAAAAAUAUCCAACGGUUAAUCAAAACAAUCGAUACAACAAUACAGUUCUAUGGCCGCACAAGUGAGCUGGAGAGUUCAAUAAGGGAUGGGAAUCCUGGCCAUGAUCUGGAAACGUACUUGGAAAAUAUGGAAUGUCUCCAACAGGCUAUUCAAUUCUUCGAAUCUCAUCCUAAUUAUCAGAAUCAGACUGAAAACAUGAAGUUAACCCUGGAGACUGGCUUCUCGGUACUGGAAACGGAAUACCGUUCAGUUGUACAGAAAAACACCAUUCAAGCCGAUCCUAUGGUACUGAUUGAGAGCCUUGAUGAACAAUACGAACUUAUGGGGUCACGAGCCAAAGACAUCAAGACCGUUCGCGAUUUGACCGCGUUGACUCGUCUUGGCGUUUGGCUUCUUGAACGAGAACGGACGCGAUUUCUCACCCAUUACGCGAAGAUUAGGGGAGAUAAUAUGAUGCGUACGAUCAGUGCAGUAACACAACAUCAUGCUGCUUUGUAUUCCCAUAUGCCUUCACGUUCUGGUGCCAUCAAAAGUGUACUCAAGAAGGCAGCUGGUCGUGCAGAUCGCCGUUUUGGUGACGUGGAUGGAGGUGAGUCGGAAGGAGCAUUGCUGAUGGCUGGAUGUCUUCUCGCACUAUUGGAGGUUGAAGAGGCGAUAAUGGUGAAGACGAUACCUGACACUACACGACGUGCUCAGGUGAGGUCUAAUGCAAUAAACUUUAUGCAGGUCUUUCGUGAACUAGUCGCCAAUCCGCUCAGUUUCGUCGUGCGACACAUCCAACGAGUGGUCCAAGAUAGCGACAAAGGAGUUCUUCCUCUUCUUCCUCUUCUCAGAUUUCUCUCCGCUCAUCAAACUCGCCUUCAGAACCUAGCAACGAACAGCAUGGCCGAUGUUCCCUUCGAAGCCCUGAUGCGACUGCUCCGAGUAAAAUCCUCAUCGUACAUUAAUGAAUUUGUUGAGAAGCUAAAGAACGACAAUAGCAAACUGCCUGUGGAUGGUAACGUCCAUCCAAUUACUGUCACUACAAUCAAUUUCCUUGCAACACUGACAGUUCAUCGGCAUACUGUAACUCAGCAGCUGCUUCUUAUGACAGCUCCUCAGGGAACAAAUUCAGCCCUUCUACUGCCGAAACUUUUCGCAAGAAUUCUAUCGGCUCUAGGAAUGACAUUGAAAAAGAAAAGUGAAAGCUACGACGAUCCCGCUCUGUCGAGUCUGUUUCUUCUGAACAACUAUAACUACAUAGCAAAGGCCUUGGAGGAUGACGAGGAUGGGCUGUUGCCGGUAAUAAACGAGCAGAAUACGCAGAUUUUGUCGUUUUACCACUCAGAAAUUGAACAGUGCGUCAAUCAGUACAUGCGCAGGUAUAGUGCUACUCAUUACUACAUUACCACUGAUUUCCUUACUCGACUUCGAGCUAUCGUUUGUGAUCAUGUAAAGAACGCCAUCAUGUCCCUAUACAGGCCACUGAUGCAAAGGGUAGAAAUAUGUGGAGAACAAUUUGUCACUCGGCAACUGAAGUAUACAAGAGAAUCAUUAGAAUCAAAUAUUGAUCGGCUAUUUGAUGCUUCUGGUUGA